Messenger RNA from Hymenoscyphus albidus, 2233 nucleotides. NCBI's taxonomy places the organism in Eukaryota, Fungi, Ascomycota, Leotiomycetes, Helotiales, Helotiaceae. The record is from the annotation of a GenBank genome assembly.
CUUCUAUGAGGAUAUAUCAUACGAAGCAACUAUACAAUAAAUACUCCGUAUCCACCUCAAUUCCUCCUCCCAUUCAACAUCUCUCCACAGUCCCCUCUUGACUGUCAACGUUUCGAUGUUGCGGCCGGGGGGUUACCAAGAUUCACAAUUGUGGAGAAAGAUUCCCGUGUGGAUACAGAAUCCCAAGGGAAGGUCGACGCAGCCAAGAGAAGCUUUGGCUCGAUUGGUGGCGACGACCUUUACGCGUGUUUGAUGGCUGGCAUUGGCAACGAUCUCGAGAAAUGAAGCCUAAGCUGUCGAGAUGAGAUCAUGGAUCACUCAAGAAAAAAAUAUAAUAAGGUUAAUAGAAAUGAGCCGAGCGAGCGGAAAGUUAGAUAGAAUAAAUCUUGAUUUCCAUCGUCCUCAUCUCCCGCGGGGCACUCUUUCCCAAGAGCAGAGAACACCACUUGAAGUCGGAUAAUCCAUAUCAUGCCACGGUCAAUGGACUCUUUUGUGCUUGUCGAUAUGUGGUGUUGACAUUCUUGAAGACGCGAAGCCAAUGAGUCGCUCUGGACGCUCUUAUGUGGACGUCGAGUGGACGCGAAUUAGGGGCUCAUGCUGUGGUGCACCAGGUGCGCCAGCCUCGGGGGAAAACAUCUGGCAAGGCUGACAACUUCAACUCCACCACACCUCCAGAGACCUCGAAACACAUGAGGAAUCCUGUUCGAUAAGAUCAUGGUGCCCAACCAGGCUCAUGCCGCGACCUCCAACACCAGCGCGCUCCAUCCGCCGGGCAAACAGCCGCCGUCGUACACGAGAAGCGCAACCGCGCCCAAUUUGGGCCCUCAUUCCCAUGCCUCGAAUCGGACACUACUUGCGCCAGAAGAUGCCAUAUACCAGGGCUCACCACCGCAAAGGCAGGCCCCUGCAGUGAAGAAGGCGCAGAAUGAGUUGCGGAUGACAGCGGGCCUUGGUGUGCCAAGGGGGCGGUCAAAAACGAGACAUCGAAGUAGCAGUAGGAAGAGGAAAGUGACUUGGAGUAAGCUGUUAUGGGUAAAGCAGUCUUGUAAGUCAUGAUCAACACGACACCCAAACAUUGGCUCACCCAUUGCAAGACCCGGACAAUUAUACCGAUCAGACCACCUUCCUCGAACAUCUCCAGCGCAAUCCCCGUCUGCAGCCCUAUGAUUUCUGGCCACUGGUGGCAGAUUCCACCGUCAUUGUACAACAUGUCUGCUCGGUGGUGAUAUUUAUUGUCUGCUUCAUUGGCAUAGUCCAAGACCGAAUCUCUUCAGUGGCAGUGGUAGGAUGGGGAAGCUUUGCGACAUUCUUGGGAUGGGUGUUGUGGGAUAUGUGGAUAGGGCAAGAUGAUAUUGUCCCUAAACCUUUACCACACCAAGCCACACCUUCCCCACCAUAUUACUCUACAGUCUCUGCCGCGAGUUCUACUUCCAAUCUUGGUCUGGGACUACAUACUUCUUCCACCCAUCCAUUACCCGGACGACACUCACACUCCCAUUCCGCCUCCGCCUCGUCCCUUCAUUCCGCCGCUUCUCAAACGAACUCUCAGCAAUCGCCCCGCCUAGCACCCAACUUCCCCGGCGUAACCACCUCAACCCUAAGUCCACGUACCUCUCUCCGUCUCGCAACCGCCAAAUCCGCCCUCCUGAUCUACUUUACCCUCCUCGGGCUCUCUCCGAUUCUGAAAUCCCUCACGCGCUCCACAUCCCCCGAUUCAAUCUGGGCAAUGUCUUUCCUCCUCUUCACAAUCAACAUCUUCUUCUUCGACUAUAAAACUCCUGAGCCCUCAUCGGGGAAUAAGAAUAUUCCCGCUUCGCUGAGUACCAACGCCGCGCUGAUGGCUAGUACCGUGCUCGCUUCUCGUCUACCUAGUACGGGUCAAGUGUUCAGUCUGACGCUUUUCAGUAUUGAAGUCUUCGGUCUCUUCCCAGUUUUUCGACGCUAUGCUAAACGGCGGACAUGGCGGGGUCAUGUUACCUUGACCACUCUCCUUGUGCUGGGUGCUAGUGGCGGCGUGGGAUUAUGUCUCGGACAUGGAGGCGACGGAGAGGGGAUCUUGGAUUUUCCCUGGAAAGCUGGGUUGACGGGAGUUUUUGUGGGCGUGGUGAGUACGGGGGUUGCAAUGGGAGGGUGCAGUUGGUGGUUAAUUGGGUUGCAGAAGUAUAAGAAUGAGAUUCAUGGGCCGUGGGAUCCGGCCAGACCGAUUAUCAGGAGGCAUUGGGAUGAUUAUUGA